This is a messenger RNA of Fusarium poae, 501 nucleotides long. RefSeq lists its product as uncharacterized. The transcript is spliced from 2 exons. Lineage: Eukaryota; Fungi; Ascomycota; Sordariomycetes; Hypocreales; Nectriaceae. The record is from RefSeq and is a predicted model, not a curated record. The coding region runs from base 1 to 501 and encodes 166 amino acids. Gene Ontology annotation, molecular function: aldehyde dehydrogenase (NAD+) activity.
AUGGCAGAAAUCACCAUCACUGGCGCUGGAGGCUGCAAAAUCCAAAUCCCAACAGGGCUUUUCAUAAACAACAAAUUCAUACCUUCCACUACUUCCGAGACCCUCACAACCGAGAACCCAACCACCAACACGCCCCUUGGUCAAGUCUCGGCAGCCCAGCCCUCUGACGUCGACGCCGCCGUCUCUUCCUCUAAGGAAGCCCUCAAGACAUGGAAGACUACCCAGCUUGCCGAGCGACGUAAAUUACUCAACAAACUAGCUGAUUUAAUUGAACGAGAUGCCCAAGAACUUGCCUCCAUCGAAGCCGUUGAUGCGGGCUUGUUGUUUAACAUGUCCCUCGGUUUUUGCAUUGUCCAGGCUGUCGAGACGAUUCGAUAUUUUGCGGGAUGGGCAGACAAGAUCGAUGGACAGUCCCUAGAUUUUGGCCAAGGAUUAGCAUACACCAAGAGAGAGCCUAUCGGCGUUUGUGCUGCUGUGGUACCAUGGAAUACUCCCCUGUAA